Molecule: messenger RNA, 1883 nt
Organism: Capsaspora owczarzaki ATCC 30864
Lineage: Eukaryota; Filasterea; Ministeriida; Capsasporidae
Product: elongator complex protein 3
Exons: 7
Coding region: 74-1747 (557 amino acids)
Biological process (GO): tRNA wobble base 5-methoxycarbonylmethyl-2-thiouridinylation
Cellular component (GO): cytoplasm; elongator holoenzyme complex; nucleus
Molecular function (GO): acyltransferase activity, transferring groups other than amino-acyl groups; iron-sulfur cluster binding
Source: RefSeq, a predicted model, not a curated record
UGAAUUUCCAUUGCAGUUUUUUUUUUCUAUUGAAUUUCCAUUGCAGUUGUUUUUCUAUUGAUUUUCCAUUGCAAUGGGCGCCGAUGUUCUGCCGCCGUCCGCAACGAGCACUGCCGCAGUCGCAGCGCCGUCCAAGCAGGAGCUGUACAUGCUCGUCGUCUCUGAGAUUGCCGCGCGACUGGUGCAGGCGUGCGACGACGGCACAGAGUUCAACCUGAACAAGCUUCGCCAACAAAUGGCGCUCAAGUACCGAAUUGCAGGAACACCAAAGCUGGUCGAUAUCAUUGCUGCCAUCCCGGCUUCACACCGCAAGCAGCUGUUGCCAGUUUUGCGCGCCAAGCCAAUCCGUACUGCCUCGGGUAUUGCAGUGGUGGCAGUCAUGUGCAAGCCUCAUCGGUGCCCGCACAUUGCAAUGACGGGAAACGUGUGCACGUAUUGCCCCGGUGGCCCCGAUUCAGACUUUGAGUACUCGACACAAUCCUACACUGGUUACGAGCCGACUUCCAUGCGUGCCAUCCGCGCUCGCUACAACCCAUAUUUGCAGACCCGGCAUCGCGUGGAUCAGCUCAAACGUCUCGGCCACAGUGUUGACAAGGUCGAGUUCAUCGUGAUGGGUGGAACGUUCAUGUCCCUCGACCCGGAAUACCGCGAUUACUUUAUUCGCAACCUCCACGAUGCCCUCUCGGGGCACACGAGCAACGACGUGGACGAGGCGGUGCGAUAUUCAGAGCGCAGCAACACAAAGUGCAUUGGCAUCACGAUUGAAACGCGGCCCGACUACUGCCUCAAGCCGCACAUCAGCUCGAUGCUGAGCUACGGCUGCACACGUCUUGAAAUUGGUGUCCAGAGCGUGUAUGAAGACGUCGCACGCGAUACCAACCGUGGACACACUGUGCGCGCCGUGUGCGAGUGCUUCCAGCUCGGCAAGGACUCUGGCUACAAGGUUGUGACCCACAUGAUGCCAGACUUGCCCAACGUGGGCUUGGAGCGUGAUUUGGAAGGGUUUGUCGAAUUUUUCGAAAACCCGGCCUUCCGACCUGACGGUCUGAAAUUGUAUCCGACGUUGGUCAUCCGCGGCACUGGUCUGUACGAGCUGUGGAAGACGGGUCGCUAUCGAAGCUAUCCCCCGAGCGUGCUGGUGGAUCUGAUUGCCAAGGUCAUGGCCCUUGUUCCUCCGUGGACGCGCAUUUACCGAGUUCAGCGUGACAUCCCAAUGCCGCUGGUCAGCUCGGGCGUUGAGCAUGGCAACUUGCGUGAGCUUGCGCUUGAGCGCAUGCGAGACCUCGGCAGUGAGUGCCGGGACGUUCGCACGCGCGAGGUUGGUAUUCAAGAAAUCCACAACAAGGUUCGCCCGUAUCAGAUUGAACUGAUUCGACGUGACUAUGUGGCCAAUGGCGGCUGGGAGACCUUCCUCUCGUAUGAAGACCCAGAGCAAGACAUUCUUAUCGGCUUGCUGCGAUUACGCAAGUGCUCGGAGGCGACUUUCCGCCCCGAGCUCAAGGACCGCUGCUCCAUCGUCCGCGAGCUGCAUGUCUAUGGCAGUGUAGUUCCAGUGCAUUCGCGGGAUCCGACAAAGUUCCAGCACCAGGGCUUUGGUAUGCUUCUUAUGGAGGAGGCCGCUCGCAUUGCACGAGAGGAGCACGGUUCAAUCAAGCUGGCCGUCAUUUCCGGUGUCGGCACGCGCGAUUACUACCGCAAGCUUGGCUAUGAGCUGGAUGGGCCCUACAUGUCCAAAUCUCUCUUGUAGUGCGCCAUUAUUUGUGCUCGCGUUGAGUUUGCAUGAUGUCGUCAGAGGUGCUCCCAGCUCUUUGAGUUUUGUUGGUUAGUUGUUUGAUUGUAUUGUUGUUUAAAACGGCAACCCAUUUUCCCCUGGGCUCUUUCCA